AUGAUCAAGUGGAAGUCUACAGACCUUCUGCUGUACUUCUGCAGCACAAGAAGCUUCGAGUCGUUCAACAUCGACGCGUUGAUGCCGAGCAGCAGUUUGGGUUCCCAGUGGGAGCCUUCGUCCGCUACAAUGCGCACUGUGUCGAUACUUAAAGCAUCCGAACAUGAUGUAUCAGCAGACGAUGUCAUCGAUCCGAUGCAUUAUGCAUUAAUGGUUGUGUCGAACACAAGUCGAACGCAAACUAACCGCCAGUUCGUGGACCCUGCUCCGAUAACCAAACACGCUGCUAAAGUAUCUAACCAGGCAUGCUGGGUCACUCAUAGCGACGCGCGAGAGUCAUCUUUAAGUUGGUACACCCGCCGAGCAUCCAUCUCCGCCAUCUACCUCGCCGCCGAACUUCACCAACUGACUUCCCCAAAUACAGAACCAGCAUUCUUGUAUUCGCUCCUCGAGAGUGCUGUGCAUGCGGGAAAGGCUGGACGAGACUGCUUGUUUGCGAGUUUAUGCUUGGAAGAGCUGGAGAGGGAUUGUGAGGUGUUCUGGGGUGUUGGUUUGAUUCUGAGUGCAUUCCCUAACUACUACAUCCCUGAAGUCAACGCAUGA
Messenger RNA from Suillus subalutaceus, 603 nucleotides. RefSeq lists its product as uncharacterized. The transcript has 5 exons. The coding region runs from base 1 to 603 and encodes 200 amino acids. The record is from RefSeq and is a predicted model, not a curated record. Lineage: Eukaryota; Fungi; Basidiomycota; Agaricomycetes; Boletales; Suillaceae.